Leishmania major strain Friedlin is the source of this 3675-nucleotide messenger RNA. RefSeq lists its product as hypothetical. The record is from RefSeq and is a predicted model, not a curated record. The transcript has a single exon. NCBI's taxonomy places the organism in Eukaryota, Euglenozoa, Kinetoplastea, Trypanosomatida, Trypanosomatidae. Gene Ontology annotation, molecular function: RNA binding. Bases 1 to 3675 code for a protein of 1224 amino acids.
AUGGACACGACAACGAAGCGCCUGCCGUCUUUUGUGGUGACCUCCAGCAAUGAUGCAACCUUCACGAAGCCCGCCACGCCUGCCAAGACGGGCUCCUCCAUUACUCUCAACCCGGACGCGCAGGAGUUCCGCGUUACCCCGGCCUUUGCCGGCACGCUCUUUUCCAUGCCAUCCGCAGCCGCAUCGGCACCGCCGCCGCAGCGGUGGUUCCAGCCGACAAUGGAUUUCUCGACUCGCCCAACGGCUGGCAACAACGGCACCUCGCAGAGCAGCAGCUCGCCUCCCCCUGCCUCCCCCUCCGCCUCCGCCGCGAGCGAUGCGAUGGACAACCGGCAGCUGGUGGAGCUGACGGAGGCCUACAUGCACCAACUCUACGACCGAAAGUGUAAUGACGAGAAACUUCACAUGGUCUCUGUCUUCCACUUGCACCCGCGCACCACCGACAAGCAGCUGAGCCGCAUCUUCUUCCCCACCGGGGCCUCCGCGGCCGAGGUUCUGGAGCCGCGCAUGAUGCCGGAGUCACUCGCCAAGGCGUUUCUCGCGGUGCGUCAGCGCGCUGGCGUCGUCUUCUUUACUCGUAAGGACUUUGCUAUGGUUGGCGUAGAGAAGGUGCACGACUUUGUGCCCCAUGGCCAGCAUCAGCCGCUCGUGGUGCGUUACUGCGGCCCCGAUCACGAGGCAACGCCGCUGUCCGGCUCUCCGCUGCCCCCGCGCUCUCAGAGCAGCGAUCCGCUUCGAGGCGACGCGCUGUCCUCUGCAAAGGCAACCAGUCCGAGGCCCAGUGACCGCCCAACACCGCCACAGUCGCGCCACAGGGAUGCAUCCAACCCAAGCGACGUCUUCCCUGCGAGCAUUGUGGCGGUGCCGCCCCUCUCCGCCGGGCUCGAGUCCAUCGCGUCCGCCGGUACCACGACGCCGGCGCUGGACGCCGGCGCCAGCUCCACCGCCGCCUACGACUCCAUCGACCACCACUUUUUGCAGAAGUACGCAGGUGAGCAAGUAUACCUUGUCGGAGUGCACAAUCUCGCCUACGGCACCACCCCCAAGUCGCUCUUCAAGAUGUUCUACCCGAUGGGGGCCCUGAACUCGGAGCUGCUGCCGCGACCCGUCUCGGUGGACGGCAAACUGCGCUGCAGCGGCGUCGCCGUCUUCGGUUCCAAAGGGAUGGCGAUGGAGGCAGCGGAAAAGAUGAACGAUUUCGUGCCGCACGGGCAGCGGCGGCCCAUCGUGGCCCGCUUCCUUAAGCGCGCGACGAGCCCCGCCUUUGCCAGCUCUGCCGCCCCCGGCAAUGGCAGCAGCACCACAAGCAGUGCCUACACCGCGACGGCGGCGAUGGCGUCCACGCCUCGCGGGUCGACAUCGUCUCCUAGCCCUGCCUCCGGCAUUUCUUCCGCGGCCGCCCUGCUCGAUUCCGUUGAGAAGCAGCUGCGGUCCAAGUCUCUGAAUGACAGCCAGCUCGCGGCGGAUAUGGCGGCGCUCGUCUUGUGUGCGGAGAGCGGCGAGGCAGAGGCGAGGAAGCUGGCGGCGGUUCUGCGGGACGUGUUGCUCUCCAUGAGAGACCACUCCACCAUCCUCGCGAGUCCGCUCUCUGGGGCCCUCCGCACGCUGCACAGCACGCUGGGCAUUCGCGUGCGCACCGCCCCGGCAACGCCGGCAGACGCCUCGCUGAGCGUCCGCAAGGGCGUUCUUUUUCUCCAGCAGAUUGGCCGUACCCUGAUGAUGCUCGUGGCCGACACCGAGGCAGCCCGUCAGACCCGCAUCGUCGCAGCGGUGCAAUGCGCCUACCUCUACCAGUACACGUACCUGCCCAAGACGCCGCUGUGCUUUGCUGCGACGCUCUUCCGAAACUGUGAGAGGGAGCUGCGGGAGGCGCGGGAGUUUCUGUGCCGCGAGCCGAACGUGCCGUCGAGCCUCGCUGAGGAGCAGCAGCACCGCCCGUGGAUCACGCUGAUGGAUGCGCUGCAUGAGAUGGUGAGCGUCUGGCGCUCUCUCGACCCCCGAACCUACGCGCAGGACGCGGUGCGCGAGGAGUACGAGCGCUUCGUCUGCGAGUUCCGCGGCAUGGACAUGCGGCGCAGCAGCCCGGUGACUAGCACUCUCAGCGUCGCUGCCGUAGCCUCCGCUGGAGGAGGGGAGCACCACAGCGGUGCCUGCACGCCGCGCAACGACGCGCUGGGGGUGCCCGCCGAGGCGGUCAACCACACGUACUCGGCAAAGGGCCACGGCAGCAGCAGCGUCAACGCGAGUGCGAAGAAGUCGCAGUUCGUGACCCCUAGUGCGCGACCGACGCCGCGCCGCGUCGUCUCGAAGUCGUACAGCACCACCAGCGACUGGAAGGUGAAGCAGAGCACGCCGCUUGCGGGGCCGAACUGCGCCGUGCCACCGCAGGUGAUGCUGACCAGCCCGGCCAGCGACUACACCCAGGGCGCCUCCGAGUUCUCGGCGGACAGUAACUCCGCCGGCACGACGAUCAGCAGCGCGCUGCGCUCGCUGGGCCUCACGCCGCAGCACCCGAGCAUGCGCUUCAACUGGGGCUCGAGGCUGCUGUCGGCGGCGCCGCAGCCCGGCAUGCCUCCCAACCCAACUGUGUCUGCUGCUGCCAUGCUGCCUGCAACACCGACGCUCUCUGCGCCUGCUUCCACAUCUGCCACGGCUAGCGCUGCUUCCGGCACCCCCGCCGCUGCCGCCACCUCCGCUGAGCGGUCAGACGCCACAAUGACGGAGCGGACGGUGUACAUCACAAAGCUGCCCUCCUGCCUCAGCGCCGGCCAGGUUCGGCGUCUGCUGCUGCACUUUGGCGACUUCCGCAAAGUUCGGCUGUGCCACGACGACAAGGAGACGACGCGCAUCGGUUCAGCGGAGGCGCUGGCGGCGCACAACCUCAAGUUCGACCAGCUAUGCUUUGGCUUCGUGGAGUUCGUGGAGAGCAGCAGCGCCAAGGCGAUGGUGGAGUUCUUCCGCAACGAGGUGCACACGCCGAGCGCGUUCGACUUCUUACGCGCCGAGGACGUGCACGGUUUCGACGACACUGAACUCAAUCAGCUUCGCAACACACGCACCAGUCAGGCUCGCAAUCCCAUUCACGAUCAGCAGCCCCUCGACGCCACCCGCACACAGCCGUGCUUCUUUGGCAUCAUUCAACCACACCACACCGUUGAUACGUACAGUGAUGCGAUCACGGCGGAAGAGGUGGCCGAGGCGGUGCGGCAGCUGCACCGAGAAGAGGAGGGAGCUCAGCAGCAGCCACUGCCGAUGUGUGCGUCCCCCUUCAUCCGCCCGGCCGUCUUCUCGACCUCCACACCCUACUCGAUGACCGUGUCGAAGGACGUAUCUUUCGGAAGUCCGGUAGCCGCCACCGCCUCCCCGACAGGCGACAACAACUAUGACGAGAACGACGGUGGCGGCUCCGUCGUUGCCGCCCUGCAGCCGAUGGACGCCGUGCACUUUCCCAGUGGCUUUCCAUACCACGAGGUGUUCACUGCCGCCGCCUCGCAGACGGGCGACGGCGACGGCGCUGGCCACCACGACAACAGUGCCGGCAGUAAUGGCCACUUGCCCUCAGACGACAUGGACCUCUACGGCAGCUGCGCCCCGGUCAUUGUGGAGGAGGAAGAGGACGAAGUCGAAGGGCUGCAGGAGUACCAAGUGCAGCAGAUCCUGCAGCUGCUGAGCUGA